GGCGUUUUUGAAUUGGGGCAGCUUGCAGAUAGCCAACACAGCUGACCUGAAUAUGCCUGGACUCUUAAUUGUGCGUUUCAAUUUCUGUAUUUUUCGCUCUUUUAUUUGUUACAUUUGCGCAAUUUGUUUUUUUUUAUUCUGCUCGUGGGGCGGUUGAUAUUUUUCUCUGAACGGGUUCCACGGUUUUCUUUAUUUCGUGGCUGUCUGCGCGGACGAUGAAUCUCAAGAGUUGUACACUGCAUAAGUACUUCGAUAAUAAAUGUACUUCGAAUCUCUGAAUCCACCCACAAAGUGAAGUCGCACUGAGCUCCCGGGAUACCUCGUGACCAUGAGUAACUAACUCUGUUCCACCAUCACGGACGCUGAUUGAUGGCCGGACGGAUAUGUUUGGUCCCAUCCACCGACAUCGACAGCCGCGGAUCACCAGUACAAGAGCCCGAACCUCGCCAGCUCCGGAUCACGCCCUCCUUUACAUGCACUCAGUAUGGAUUACACGCCGAUUUCCGCGGGCGGUUAUGUUUUAUUUCUCACAGCACUUUCCCUCAUAACAGAUAAACUGAAUGGAUUUGAGGUUUCGGUCAAAACAAACUCCCUAGUGGCGGAAUUUGGACACUCCCUGGAGGUGAACUGCAGUACAACGUGUAACAAUCCAUCGAUAACUCUGGAAUAUAAACCAGGGAUAAAUCCCAACAGAACUAAGGGUGAUAAAUGGAUUACAGACCGAUUUCCGAGUGUCCAGAAAUGGGAUUUCACAGUGCCCUGUACUGUAAAAUGUCAAAAUUCAGUGAAGGAGGACAAACGGGUGGUCCCCAUAUACAAUCGAAACUUAAGCAUUGUUACACCUCCUGACGUGCUGGAAGUUAACAAACCAUAUCAGCUGGAGUGUACUGGCCUGAAGGUCUAUCCAAGGAACAAACUCGUACUCACCUGGCUCAGAGGGAGUGAGACUGUAGCAAAUAUUUCCACAGAGAAACCAGGUUACCCAGAUGAUGGUCCACUGAAGAACGUCCUUCAUUUCACUCCAAGUAUUUCAGACGAUGGACUGGUGUACACCUGCUUGGCAGAGUUGAACUUGGACCCGAACAGGACCAAACAAAUCGCAAAUGCAUCUGUGACUCUGCAAACUUACUCUUUUCCAGAGCCUCCAAGGAUCCUCAACAGAGACUCUGUAGAAGUAAAUCAGGAGACCACAUUGACGUGUGAGGUCUCAAACAUCUACCCUGCUGAGAAGGUGAGAUUAAGGUGGUUUCAGGAUGGUGAGGAAUGGAAUUCAGUUGCCAGUAGAUCAAAUCCCACCACACUCCAGGCAACAGCUACAUGGACACCACGAGAGACCGGUGUGACUGAACUGAAAUGCAUGGCAGAUUUUGAGGACUAUCCAUCAGUUUCAUCAAAGAAUGAUAGCAUUGCCAUUAAUGUGUACGUUUUCUCCAACCCUGAAAUCCAAAUCCCGAUCACCACUGAGGGAAUUCCAGUGAAUAUUACCUGCAGUGUGUUUAACAUCUCAGGGGAACUUCAACUCAGACUGAAGAAGGGAAGUGAGAUAUCAGUGAGCAGGUCAGCCAGUACUGGGCUGACUAUCUACCACACUGUGAAUCCACGAGCAGAGCUGAAUGGACAGCAGUUCACCUGUGAGGCCGAGCUGACACUUCACCAUCGCUCCAACACCAUUGUUAAACGACAGUCAGCCACUCUCGAUGUCCAGUAUAAACCACAAAACACAACUAUAUCAGUAAAUAACAAAACCGUGUCCGGGUUUUCAGUCUUCAUCAGAGUAGAUGAUGAAGUUACAAUCACCUGUGACUCCAGUGGAAACCCCCAGGUAACACUGACGUGGGAAAGACCCGGUCAGGGAGUCGCAGGGGAAACCGACCUUCCUGGGGUUCUCCACAUUCCCCAGGCAACAUCAGAACAUCAAGGAAUUUACAAGUGUAGAGCCAGGAACAAACUUGGAACAGAUGAGAAGCAAGUGGAAAUCAAGGUGGAAGCUUUUCCAGAGCCUCCAAGGAUCCUCAACAGAGACCCUGUAGAAGUAAAUCAGGAGACCACAUUGUCAUGUGAGGUCUCAAACAUCUACCCUGCUGAGAAGGUGAGAUUAAGGUGGUUUCAGGAUGGUGAGGAAUGGAAUUCAGUUGCCAGUAGAUCAAAUCCCACCACAGUCCAGACAACAGCUACAUGGACACCACGAGAGACCGGUCUGACUGAACUCAACUGCGUGGCAGAUUUUCAGGACUAUCCAUCAGUUUCAUCAAAGAAUGAUAGCAUUACCAUUGACGUGUAUGUUUUCUCCAACCCUGAAAUCCAAAUCCCGAUCACCACUGAGGGAAUUCCAGUGAAUAUUACCUGCAGUGUGUUUAACGUCUCAGGGGAACUUCAACUCAGACUGAAGGAGGGAAGUGAGAUAUUAGUGAACAGGUCAGCCAGUACUGGGCUGACUAUCUACCACACUGUGAAUCCACGAGCAGAGUUGAAUGGACAGCAGUUCACCUGUGAGGCCGAGCUGACACUUCACCAUCACUCCAACACCAUUGUUAAACGACAGUCAGCCACUCUCGAUGUCCAGUAUUCUCCAAGGAAAGCACAGAUCUCUGGAAAGCAGGACUGGAUUGAAGGGAAAUCCCAGAUUUUAACCUGUCGCGCAGAUGCCAACCCAGUUCCGGAGGUGCGCUGGAUCAAAGAUGGAAAAACGAUCAGUAGUGGUGAGACACUGCACAUCCACUCAGUCCAACUGGGAGACAGUGGUCAGUACAUGUGCAGAGUCCGCAAUGAUAUUGGUUCCACCAACUCCUCUCAUCGUGCAGAGAUUUUGUAUAAACCACAAAACACAACUAUAUCAGUAAAUAACAAAACCGUGUCCGGGUUUUCAGUCUUCAUCAGAGUAGAUGAUGAAGUUACAAUCACCUGUGACUCCAGUGGAAACCCCCAGGUAACACUGACGUGGGAAAGACCCGGUCAGGGAGUCGCAGGGGAAACCGACCUUCCUGGGGUUCUCCACAUUCCCCAGGCAACAUCAGAACAUCAAGGAAUUUACAAGUGUAGAGCCAGGAAUAAACUUGGAACAGAUGAGAAGCAAGUGGAAAUCAAGCUGGAAGGUUCCCCAGAUAAUGUUUGGAAGGUGGUGCUGGUAAUCUUGGUACUCAUCCUAAUACUGUUAGUCGUGCUGGUCAUCGUCUGCAUCCUAAGAAACAGAGCUCAGAAAACAGGGCAUUAUGUGGUCCAGAAUGCAGCACCCCAUAACAAUCAGGAAACCCCUUCUGGGAUUGAUCAGGAAUCUUUUCCUUUAACAGAAGUGAAUUCAGACGGAGUUCUAAACAAUAACCACUCAUAA
Molecule: messenger RNA, 3328 nt
Organism: Mobula hypostoma (lesser devil ray)
Lineage: Eukaryota; Metazoa; Chordata; Chondrichthyes; Myliobatiformes; Myliobatidae
Product: vascular cell adhesion protein 1-like
Exons: 11
Coding region: 485-3328 (947 amino acids)
Biological process (GO): cell-cell adhesion
Cellular component (GO): membrane
Molecular function (GO): integrin binding
Source: RefSeq, a predicted model, not a curated record